Molecule: messenger RNA, 1037 nt
Organism: Stegostoma tigrinum
Lineage: Eukaryota; Metazoa; Chordata; Chondrichthyes; Orectolobiformes; Stegostomatidae
Exons: 5
Coding region: 1-615 (204 amino acids)
Source: RefSeq, a predicted model, not a curated record
AUGGAGUCAAUGGAUGGGAGUUUGGUUUUGAUGAUGGAGCGGGCUGAUUUUACAACUCUGUGCAGUAUCUUACGGUCCGGGGCAGAGCAGUUACUGUACCAAGCUGUGAUGCAUCCAGAUCGCCUGUUUUCUUUGAUGUACUUAUUGGUAUGUCCCAAGCAAUUGUCAUGUUUACACAGGUUGAAAUGGUCACAUCCACAAACUGUGACGUCAGGAAAUGAGUUCUUUAAAUUCAGGGUCACAGAGUGUCCUUCGACAGACAGGGAUCAGAAACAAGAUCAAAGAAUAUCCAGAGAUAUUCUAAGCCUCAGGCACUUACUCUGUGGGGACCAUGUUCCUGGUGAUUCUUGCAAUUUGUUCCUGCGCUGUUACUGCAGCUCCAAAGUUGCCAGAGAUGAUGGACGCCAGUGGCUAAUUCACAAAGGAAGAGGAUAUGGGAUCUCAUCUGAUACUGUUGUCACUGAUGCUGCUCACAUGUCGGAUCGGUGGAAGGUGACGGAUGAGAGGGCAGUUGAGGGACGUACAGUCGGAGAUUUUGUGGAAACUGGUGGUCAAAACUAUGAUUUGCUCACUGACAACUGUCACCAUGCUUCCAGCAGAAUGAUGUGCCAAUAGACAAUUCUUUUACUACGCUUCAUGGAUUCUAAUUUAGGAAAUGUGUUUAUGAUCUAGUUAGAAGUCAGUCAGCCAAAUUAAGCGAAAUUGAGCUUCCUUGUCUGAUGUAAUAUAAAAGAAUAGAAAGUUAUCCUUAAUCUGCUUGGUCUUUAGAAUGCAAUCCUUUCAAUUUCCCCGUAAAUUACAAGAGAUCCUCUGGAGAAAACAGAAACAAUAAUGUUCAGAAUACAAUGCAACAAAAGGUACUGAAUAUCUGGCACAGCCUGACCAGAUUUCUGCAACGUCUAGAGCGGAACACAAUGUUAUGCAUUGCAAGAAUCGUAAAAUGGCUUAAAUUGUUCCUCUAAAAUGUAUUAAAAUUAUUAAUGAUUUCAAACUGCAGAGUGGAUAUUUUGAUUGCAUACUUCACAAAGGGAUUCAUU